Messenger RNA from Anneissia japonica, 8250 nucleotides. Its product is annotated as scavenger receptor cysteine-rich type 1 protein M130-like. The coding region runs from base 22 to 4584 and encodes 1520 amino acids. Gene Ontology annotation, cellular component: membrane. Lineage: Eukaryota; Metazoa; Echinodermata; Crinoidea; Comatulida; Comatulidae. The transcript has 21 exons. The record is from RefSeq and is a predicted model, not a curated record.
UUAUUCUCUACCCCUUUGUGCAUGUAUAUUGGAAUUACAACACAAAUAGUUACAAAAUGGGGAACAGUAGUCCAUCCUCCUUCUGUUGGUGCAUCUGGCCAGUGCCUGCAGAACUGUGGGCUAGGAUACUACCUGCAGGGAAAUAUCUUGUGCACUGCAUGUGAUUCCAACUGUUUAGACUGCUCCCUUGCACCUAGCAAAUGUGAACAAUGUAAACCAACAACAUUCUUAAAGAGUGAUACACAUACCUGUACUAUUGAUUGUGGGAUUGGAAUGUUUGGUAAUGUCAAGACAGGAACAUGUGACAGGUGCGAUCUGUCGCAGUGCAGGACCUGCGCCGAUGGUCCUCUCAACAACAACUGCACCUCAUGUCCAGACACCAAAGUCUUAAAGGGAUCGACUUGUGUGAGUACUUGUGGACCAGAUAUGUUCCGUCUUAAUUCAACGUGUGUGAGUGAAUGUGGACCUAGUUUAUAUGAGAAUAGGGCGACCUUUACAUGCGACCAAUGUGCAGACGAGUGCCUUACCUGUGAGUUCAACCAGCAGGACAGUCUACAAUGCAGUUUGUGUAAACCACCCAAGGUUUAUCAAAAUGCAAAUUGCAUCGACCAGUGCGACAGCAAUUCUUUUGCCAAGAUGGUCAAUGAUACCGACAUCCAGAGUACCAAUAUGAUCCGUCUAGCCGGUGGUAAGAACCAGUUGGAGGGACGAGUUGAGGUUCUUCAUGACGGCCUGUGGGGAACCGUUUGCAGUGAUUACUUUGAAAUGACAACCGCUAACGUGGCCUGCACUGAGCUUGGAUUAGGACGUGCUGUGGGAAUUAUCGCGCUUUCUGAAGAUUACAUCCAGCCUGGCGUUGGCAACAUAUGGCUUGACGAUGUGAUCUGUGCAAGCGGAACUGAGCAACGAUUAAGUGAUUGCUUCCAUAGGGAUUGGGGUCUUAACAACUGUAACCACGGAAAAGAUGUUGCUAUCCGAUGCUCUGGUCCGGGUGUCAGAACAUGCAUCGAUACUUGCCCUGUUGGUUUCUAUGGUAACGUCACCACACGUGAAUGCAUAGAGUGUCAUGACCAUUGUGACGUGUGUUCCGGGACGGCCAACAGCUACGUGUGUGGGCAGUGUGCUCCUGGGUACUUGCUGAAGGGGAGUGAGUGCGUGAGUGAUUGCGGCCAUGGCUUCCAUACUACUAGUGGUACAUGUGAAGAAUGUGACUCAUCCUGUGCCACAUGCAAGGACAAUCCUACUACAUGUACCAGUUGUGUUGAGCCACUUUAUUUGCAAGGAGAAUCUUGCAUAGCAACUUGUGAUGGGUACAGACUAGUCCAAUCACAGAAGGUGCGUUUAGUGGGAGGUGUUUCCCCCACUGAGGGACGAGUUGAAGUCUUCUAUCAAGGUUCUUUUGGAACAAUUUGUGAUGACAAUUGGGAUUUGAGGGAUGGCGACGUGAUUUGUGCUGAACUAGGUCUUGGACGUGCUGUUCAGGUUUACCCUCAAGCAAGCUAUGGAGAAGGUGUGGGCAGUAUCCACAUGGAUGAAGUUGGAUGCUUGGGAAACGAGACUACAAUAUUCAACUGUCCUCAUGCUGGCUGGAUGUCUUCCGAUUGUCGUCAUCACGAAGAUGCUGGUGUUCGAUGCUCAGGGCCCGACAUUUCCAGGGUAUGCAUAAGUCGUGAGGAGUGCUCUCAGGGCUACUUUAUCAACACCACUGCCAGCACAUGCGGUAAAUGCUCGCAUAAAUGUGCAGAUUGUGAGGGUAAUCCUGAUCGUUGUACAGUGUGUGAUGCUGGUCUGUUUAUAACACCAGAAUAUGAAUGUGUUCCGCUGUGUCCAGAAGGUUUCUAUGGUGAUACUGACUCGAGAUGCAAGCCAUGCAGCUCUGAAUGCAAAGACUGUGUUGACAAAGCAACCAAGUGUAUACAGUGCAGGGAAUCUUUUUAUCUCAGUGAACUAAACACUUGCUUAUCAAAUUGUGGGUCAGGAUACAUCAAACGUGGCAAUGAGAACGUCCGAUUGGUGGGUGGAUCUACACCCCUUCAGGGUAGGGUUGAGGUUCGACAUAAUGGUGUUUGGGGCACAAUCUGCGACGAUUCCUGGGACAUGGAUGAUGCAAAUGUAGUAUGCCGUCAACUUUCGUUUGGUCAGGCCUCCGGGGCCUAUCGUGCUGCUUUCUAUGGAUCCGGGGUUGGACCAAUCCUCCUGGAUGAUGUCAAUUGUCAAGGGACAGAGCGAGAUGUGUUGUCAUGUAAGCACCAUGCUGAAGGAGUGGGAGUCCAUGACUGUGAGCAUAGUGAAGAUGCUGGAGUUCAGUGUACAGGCCCAGAUACCUCACAGAAAUGUGUUUCUGACUGUGGAAUAGGAUAUUUUCCUGACAUGAACAAUGUAUGUCAACAUUGCAGCGGUACCUGUGAAUCAUGCGCAGAUGUUUCUGACACCUGUACUUCUUGUGCCUCUCCAUACUACCUCGUUAGUAGUUCAUGUGUUGUACUGUGCCCAGAAGGUCAUUAUGGUGACACAAAUCAAAGGCUUUGUAAACCCUGUAAUGAACGUUGCACUGCUUGUUUCAAUGCUGAUAAUAAUGCUGUCUGCAAAGCUUGCAAGCCAGGCUAUAAAUUGGAAGGCUCCUCAUGUGUAGAAAAUUGUCAAAAUGGUGACACUUUAGAAUCAUUCCUACCUGAAAGAGCAACCCCAAGCAAGGUUCGGCUGGUUGGGGGUGCUACCUCCCUGUCAGGGCGAGUGGAGGUGUUUCGUAACAACGUGUGGGGAACAGUUUGCCAAAAAACUUGGGAUUCAAUCAAUGCUGAGGUUGUCUGUCAAGAACUAGGCCUCGGACGGGCAGACAGCUUUAGACCAGACUUCCAAAUGCCAUCUGAGAAUACAGAUGUGGUAAUGAGUGAUGUCCAGUGUCAAGGAUUUGAGAAGUCCAUUGCCCAUUGUCCACACAGUGAUGCAAAUGGAUGUAUUGGGACUCGUGAAAGUAUAUUAGCAAUAAAGUGUGAUGGUACACGCUAUGUACAGCCUCAGCAGAAUAUCUGCCGUAAAUCCAACAACAUGGCUUGCCACCCUACCACCUGCUUCCAAGGUGUAGAAUGUGUCAAUACCACACAGUCCUCAUCAGUUUGUGGUCCUUGUCCAGAGGGCGCUGUAGGUGAUGGUGUUAAUUGCAAAGCUGUGGGAACAAGUCUUCCUCAGUUUGAAAUUUUGCCAUCCGACAGGAAUGUAUCACAUGGAUUUGGAGUAACCCUACUCUGCCAGUCAUCCGGCAAUCCUGCCCCCAUCAUCACUACCGCCAGUUGGCUACAUAAUGGCAACCCGAUCUAUGAGGCUGAUAUACGUUCAGGUCGUAUUAGUGUCCGCUCUCUAGGUUCGCUUUACUUCAAGCGCACACAUUGGCAGGAUACUGGAAACUACACGUGCGUCCUGGAAAACACAUUUGGAACGGCUCGUGCGAGUGCUUAUCUCAUGGUAAAAGAGAAACCUAGUAUAGUUGAUGUGAAGCAUUCACAGACAUUGAUAGGUGAAACGGCAAUGUUGGGCUGCUUAGCCGCUGGCAUUCCUCAGGCCAACUUCACCUGGCAGUUCAACGGCAAGCCUCUGAUUGAUGAUCGCUACCAACACUUUGAUUCGAAUGGAACGCUGUUUAUCAACAAUAUUCAGGAGGAUGACUCCGGAGAGUAUCGUUGUAUCGCAGAGAAUGAGAAAGGGAUUGAUGCUGCUAGUGUGGAACUAUCCGUCUUGAAACCUCCAACAAUGAAUGCCAUCCCAGAUAAUGUAAGUGUUGAAAUUGGCAGUGAAACUCUGAUAAACUGCUCAGCAGUAGGCUCACCAAAUCCAACGAUCUACUGGAAGAAAGAUGGUCAAGACAUACCAUAUGGCAGGUUUGAAGUCCUCCUCAAUGGAAGUUUAGUGGCGAGGAAUAUUGAGCGGUCAGACAUGGGCGAGUACACAUGUAUUGCAGUUAAUCCAGUAGAAGUGAUUAUUGAAUCUGCACAACUGUUAGUUAUAGGUCCUCCAUUCAUCACUAAAGCACCAACAAAUGGUUCUUAUGUAAGUGGGGCCAGGGUGAGCCUAGAUUGCCAAGCUAUAGGGUCUGGGAAGCUACAAUACACCUGGUACAAGAAUAACCUAAUAAUAAGAGGAAGUGAUCGUUUUGUUGUUGCCAACAAUGUGUUAACCAUAGAACCAGCAUAUCCUAGUGAUUCUGGCAAGUUCACUUGUGAAGUUAAGAAUGAGAAAGGAGAGGUUUCAGCUGAUGCUUACAUUUCUGUAACAGGUCCAGAGAUGACACAUGAUACUCACUCAUCCUCACAGAUAAUUGUAGCUGCCAUUAUUUGUGUCAUCAUUGUUGUCAUCAUUGUUGUAAUUGCUGUAUUAUGCUUCAAGCGUCACCGUAAGUACAGAAAACCUUUCAACUACAAAAAGCAAGAAAGUCCAAAGAAGAGGAACAUUUUUAAUAGACGGAGUAGUAUGCAUUGGGAUCCGAUGAUUCCAGGUGUGUCAUUUGCCAACGGAACAGAAGAAGCUGUAAUAAAAAAUGACGACUCCACAGCAUUAGUGCCGGAAGAGGUUGUCAAUCAGGCCACUUAAGAUCUGAAUACAAUAUCUGUGCUGUUCUGCCUACCGCCACUAGAUUAUAAUAUAUUAAAUUAGAGAGCUUUCGCUAUCUCGUUCUGGAACCAGCCUCCGCGUGAAUUGCAAUUUUUUGUGUAUGAUGUUUCCCGUUUAGGCCUAGUUUAAAUCUAUCACAUACUUGUAACCUAAGAUUCAGCCGCUGGCUCCCUAGCAAUGAAAAGGGAAUCAGAAAUUGAAUUUAUUUGCUACAUUCUAUGGCUUCUUAUUGUAUUGUCUAUCAAUGAGUAUAAUAAUACCUUCAGAAUAUCAUCAUAGUUGAGAGUGCUGCAGAAUCAGUCAAAUUUGUGAACAGUAUGGACUCCAUACGGACACAAAAGAAAAAGAGGAAGACCUAACAAGAGAUGGAGUGAUCUUUUCCAGGAAGAGCUUGGUGCGAACUGGGCAAAUCUGGCAAAGAACAGAUCAGAAUGGAGUUUGAGGAGGCCAUCGGCCAGCAGUGGCCUGACAGGCUGAUGAUGAUGAUGAUGACAUUGUCCCAGGCUAGGUUACCAUGGGCUAAGCAUGUGCCAUGUCCAUAGCAACAGACUGCUGCCAACAAUUCUUGGGGAAUGUGAAAACAAGAUAGCGAAAGCUUAUUUUCUUAAACAAGUAUGGUCAUGUGGCUAUUAUUAUGAUUAUCAUCAUACACACAAGCGUAACCUUUGAUUAAACUUAACACUUGAGAGUGAAUAAUAUCUACCAACAUUUGUUACAGGAAAUGUGCUGAAUGCAGGACAUGGACACAAUUUAUACCGAAGCUUAUACUUUAUUAUUUAUUUAUUCAACAGUAUUUCACGAAGGGGCUCUUACAGUAAAGCUGACUCAAAAAGGCCCUCAUACAAAAGUAAACAUAAUUUAAUUUUAUUAAUUAUAAUUUGGCAACUAUUUUUAGUCUGUAUUGUUACUUUACGUUGAUAUAAAAAACUGUGGUCAGUUUUUAGAAACAGUAAUUUGUUUUUUUCUACUACCAAAGUAAUGUUGAUAGAGUGCAAUAAGGACAUUAAUUAAAAGCUAAGCAUUUUUUUUCCUUACUGUGUACCUAAUUAUUCAAUCAGGGUUGACAACAUGCUGUAAGGAUAUGGUAUGUUUUUGCCUCUUUGGAUUCUCUGCCAUUUGUUUUACAAGUACAGUAUUACCAUUUAGUGUGUGCUGAAUAUUUUAUGAAACCAUGUACCAUCUUAACCAUUCAUCAGUUUUGAUUUGUGUUCCAAUGGUGAAUAUAUACAAUGGUUUCCUAUCACUCUUUGGAACUUACUGCUACCUGUAAGCAUCACAAACCCCCUUCCCCCUUCCCCCAACAUGUUAUCCUAUUUGAAAUGGAAAAAGAAAUUUGUACUAGAGAGACUGUUGUGUAAAAUUUUAAUCAAUUUAUAUUUGUAUUCUAAAGGUAAAUGUAAUAGCUUCUAAUAUAUGUUAAUGGACUGCCACCUUUUGGAACAAACUGCCAACUUCGAUCUUUUCUCUCAUAUGGCUUCUGAUUUGACAGUAAAAUCUCAUCAUGAAAUGUCAGGAAUCUUGUAACCUACUCUUAUAGUAUUGGCAUCCAUCUUGUUCUGGGCAAUACUCAUUGUUAGAAAAUUAUUAUUGUAUUUUUUUUUUUUUAAACUUUUUUGUUUACAAAAUCGCUUUAAUUGGGUUAAUUGUUCACUGUGCCUUUGGUAAUGUAUUUUGAAUUGGCGCGUUAUAAAUUUUUGUAUAUUAUAUUAUUAUUAUUAUAUUCAUUAUUUUAUAUUUUCUUAUUUUAGAUAUCUGAAUACUGAUAACAGAGUAAAUAAUUUCACUGAAAUUUGAUUUAUGUUUUAUGAAAUAUCUAAUUAGAUUAUCCCAGAUAAAAUUAGCAAAUGUGAUGAUGAAUAUUUAUUGUUACAAUUAUUGUAGUAUUUUAUUCAUAUUACCAUACAUUAUAUUUUUUUGUAUUGUAAAUCAUUUGGUAAUUUUGCCUUGAUAUAGUAUAUAAGUCUACAUAGAUUAAUGAAAUGUUUAUCACAAAAGAAUAUUCACCAUUAUAAACAAUUGAGUUAUCUGUUAAGUUGGCUGAUAUUUUAAGAACUUUCCUGGUUAAAAAAAUGAGUUGUUUUUAUUCAUACAUCAUUGAGAAUUUAUAGCUUUUUUGUCCUUUUAAACAGGCAAUUCAAUGUUUUAAUUGUAGUUUUUUUUUUCUUCUUCAAAAUUGUAAUGUUGUAACUCAUGUUUUCUUAAGUUUGAUGUUUUUAAACAUCAAGUGGGCAAUGAAAAUCAGCAGAAAUAUCAAUAAUUUAUUUUUUUAAACAAAAUUAAAAUGCUUCCAAUGAACAAUGUUUGUGAUAUGUUAGUUAAAUUGAUUUUAAGAGGCGGCUUCCAGAGAACAAUGUUUGUGAUACAUUAAAUUGAUUGGUUGUUAAUUAAUGUACCGUAUCACACAAUGCAAUGCAAAGGUCGUAUCAAUGCAGGCAAGAUUUCAAACAGGGUAUAAAUAUGACACAUUCAAUGCAAAUGAUUGUAUAUGCUGAUUAUUAGAGUCUUCUUGUCCUUGGGAUGGGGUAAUUUAAUCUAAUUCUUGAGUUUCUCCCAGCUAAUGUUCACGUAUUAAGACAGUUGGGGAUUGUCUCAUGUGCAUUUGAAAAUGUAAACAUUAUAACCUUAUAUUUUAUAUUUAUAGCAUUGUGCUAAUGGUAAACUGAAAUACUGACUUAAAAAUAACCCAAGGACAAAAAGAGAGUUGUAAAAUUUAACGUUAAAUUCAUUAAUUAUAUUGAAAAAUUAAUUGAUGUUUUUUUAAUCAAAAUAUGUAAAUAUUAUAUAAUAUAUUCUUUUAUUUCAAGGAAUAUGCUGUACAUUGAUUCAUCUAAAUAAUUACACUUUUAUGAAUAAAUAAGAGUUAGUUUAGUAUGUUAGCUGUUGUAAUAAGAUUACACUAUUUUACUACUGCAUAAUGAUCAAUAACACAAUGUAAUAUUUUGUGUCACUUGGAAAUAUUACCUAACUUAACUCCAAUUUUUCACUACUGUACAAUCAGUUUAUACACAGACUGGUUAGUAUUGUAUUAACGUAAAGGACAAUUUUCAACACUUACUAACACCCAGUCCACGCAAAUCUGUAUGCUUAGUUACUUAGCAGUUCCAUAUGGCGUGUGUAGUUUUACUGCAUUUACUUCUGAAGUCUUAUCUUAGAAGAUCUGAAUGAUACCAGUUGCUUCUUUAGAAGUCAUGAUAAUACUUUACCUGAAAGGUUAAAUUUUAGUAGAUUUGUUGUGUAAGCAUAAAUUAAAACUAUUUUAGGAAAUUUUACAACAUCAGCAAUGCAAGUAAUAAUGUAUAUAUUCUAUUUUUUGUACAAAGGUUAAUUUUUAUUUAUUAUCUGACAGAGGCAUAUCUUGAGAAUAGAGGAUCAUAUAGAAGUAUUUGAAUCCUCAUUAGAAAUGCACAAUUGUUUAAAUAUAUAUAAAAGCAUGUGUUUGCUAUAGAAAAAAUAGCACUGUUGACGUAUGUAACAUAAUCUUUAGCAUCUUGAAUCAUGCAGCUGUUAAGAGAUUGUUUUUACUGUAUAUAAAAUUCGAAACUGCACAUUUAUUUGAAGUCAUCCAGUAUUACAUUUGUAAUUACUGUACUUUAUAUUAUUAAUUAUGUUGUUGACUUAAUAUAGGACGCUAUUAAGCUGACUAAA